AUGGCAGGAUUUGGAGGUAAACUUCUCCAAUGGUUUCACUCCUACCUAACUAAUCGUAAACAACGUGUGACUGUCCUUGGUGCAACAUCAAAUACCCUCCCAGUAACUUCAGGCGUACCUCAAGGCUCAAUUCUUGGCCCUCUCCUCUUUGUCUUGUACGUCAACGAUCUUCCUGACGCGGUCACAACCAGCCAAGUUGCAAUGUUCGCCGACGAUACCAAACUAUUCACCUCCGUCAAAAGAGAAGACGACU
Messenger RNA from Paramuricea clavata, 253 nucleotides. NCBI's taxonomy places the organism in Eukaryota, Metazoa, Cnidaria, Anthozoa, Malacalcyonacea, Plexauridae. The record is from the annotation of a GenBank genome assembly.